CAGUUGUCAGUGGACCUUUUAAAUGUGAUUUUCUACACAUUACACAAUGUAGAUUAUUUGUAAACAUCAAGUUAAAUUCAGAGACGCCCCACAGUCAUUGUGAGGGGCCCCUUUGUUUAUCUCAUGGAGGUGAAACGCCUUGUUGUGCAUCUUAUCUUGGAGGAGGUUCUGGGUGUGUCCAUGCUCUGUUUUGGCCAUAAAAACCCUCACGGUUUGGUUCCAUCACGACAGUAACCAAUACUCAGUCAAGAUGACUAGUCUCUCUGCAAAGGACAAGGACAGAGUCAGAGCUUUCUGGGCUAAGAUAGCUCCGAAGUCUGAGGACAUCGGGGCCGAAGCUCUGGCCAGGAUGCUGACGGUGUACCCGCAGACCAAGACUUACUUUGCUCACUGGAAGGACCAGAGCCCGACCUCUGCCUCUGCCAAGAAGCACGGAAUUACUGUGAUGAAUGGGAUUGGAGAUGCUGUGAGCAAAAUCGACGACCUGAAAGGAGGUCUUCUGACCCUCAGUGAGCUGCACGCCUUCACUCUGCGUGUGGACCCUGCCAACUUCAAGAUCAUCUCCCACUGCAUCCUUGUGGUCCUGGCCAUCAUGUAUCCCACCGACUUCACCCCUGAGGUCCAUGUGUCUUUGGACAAGUUCCUGGCUUGUCUGGCCCAGGCCCUGGCUGAGAAAUACCGAUAA
Messenger RNA from Epinephelus fuscoguttatus (brown-marbled grouper), 685 nucleotides. RefSeq names its product hemoglobin embryonic subunit alpha-like. NCBI's taxonomy places the organism in Eukaryota, Metazoa, Chordata, Actinopteri, Perciformes, Serranidae. The record is from RefSeq and is a predicted model, not a curated record. Bases 251 to 685 code for a protein of 144 amino acids. Gene Ontology annotation, biological process: oxygen transport; hydrogen peroxide catabolic process. Gene Ontology annotation, cellular component: blood microparticle; hemoglobin complex; haptoglobin-hemoglobin complex. Gene Ontology annotation, molecular function: oxygen binding; oxygen carrier activity; iron ion binding. The transcript is spliced from 3 exons.